AUGAGCUCAUCAAGGCUCUCUGAUCUGGACUGGACAUGUGUGCAGCAACAACUUGACGCCAUUCGCGCCGACCAGGCCAAGACGACGCGUGAGCAUGGCAGGGAGGUCGUGGCGGUGCGCGGCCUGGCGCGACGGCCCGGGAUGCUGGACCGGCCGGAUGCGGCAGGGGCGCGGUGGCGUGAGGCCCUACUGCGCUCGACGGGGAACGGAGGGUCGGUGAGGCCGGCGGAGGAAGGAGAGGCACGGAAGCGGGGGCGGACGUUUACUGUGGACGAUGCUGCUGCAACACGGCGGUGUGCUGGAGUGGCAAAGACAGUGCCGACAUUGGAAGACGAGCUGUCGCGGGCGCUGCUAGGCGAGGAAGCGAACUACAACGGCGUUAUGGGUGGGGAGUCGGCAACGGAUGUCAAAGAAGAAGAUCCUGUUGCCACAGCCACACCACCACCUGUGGCUGAGACACCCACGGUACCAUCGCCUCCAACAGAAGCCGUGGCGGUUGCCGAUGACUUCUCGGCUAUCGUGUCUCCGCCUCACAAGCUUGCUGUCGCUAUUCGGUCCCACGCAUUGAUGACAGAGAAGGUCGUGGCUCAUCCACAACUAACGUCGACAGCAACUCCAGUGGUUGGGGAUAUUGCAGCAACACCAAAGUUGAUGCCGCUUCUCUUGAAGCUAUUUAUAGGUCGGCCGCUUCCCAAGGGUCCACCGUCGCAUUGCCCUUGCGCAAGCCAGAAUCACAAUCGACGUUCGUUUGGCGAGAGUUGA
This is a messenger RNA of Linum trigynum, 762 nucleotides long. NCBI's taxonomy places the organism in Eukaryota, Viridiplantae, Streptophyta, Magnoliopsida, Malpighiales, Linaceae. The record is from the annotation of a GenBank genome assembly.